Messenger RNA from Prunus armeniaca (apricot), 165 nucleotides. The record is from the annotation of a GenBank genome assembly. NCBI's taxonomy places the organism in Eukaryota, Viridiplantae, Streptophyta, Magnoliopsida, Rosales, Rosaceae.
AUGGCCGGAGGAGGGAGAACGAGCUCCACGAAAUUCCGUCAAAAACUGUCCAAACCGCCCUGUUUCGUGGCGGUUUCCGGCUACCACGACGGCAGAUCGAGACUGAGAUGGGCUGGGACUGGAAGAGGAAAGUGUGGUGGUUCUAACGUGACCGGUCUUGCCUGA